UAAGGACCAUAACGCCCUUUAUCGGGGGCUCUGUGGUACCCGAUUGCUGCUUUAAACAGCAGCACUGACAUGGAAACCCCCUUACAGCUGCAGAACGAUUUCUUUCCAGAGCAGCAGUUCCAGCAUUGUAAGUACCAGCACUACUGCGGGCGGGAAGAUCGACUCAAGCAGCACGACCAAUGCUGCACCUGCAAUAGCUGCACCUGUGAUGCGAGAAAAAGCCUCGUCUUUCGCGGGACGUCGCCGACCACUGUGGGAACUUUAAGGACACCUUCGGAAACGUCUUCGAGGCAAGGUUGUCAGUACAGCGUCUGUGAGUUCACACCCUCUAGUCAUGGUAGUUCAUCCAGACAUCAUCAUCCUCACCAUCAGCAGCAGUAUUGCCGGGAUCGGCAGCGGGGCAGUCUGGGCAGCAGCCACAAAGACUGUAACUCCUACAAUGAAAUAGCCAUGAGCAGCUGCAGAUACAACGGCGGCGUAAUGCGGCCGCUGAGCAACUUGAGCUCGUCCCGAAGAAACAUACACGAGUUUGAUUCUGAGUCUCAACCUUUGCAGCCCAUUUCAGCCGCAGAUGCUUCGGACACUUUAGUAUCUAAGCCGGAUAAUAAUUCUACCACCCUGAUGCCUUACGCAUCGGGAGACGGUGGGGGAGGCUGCAGCCACAGCAGCGGCAAAUCGGGGAAAAAGAAGAACCAGAACAUUGGGGAGAAACUGGGGCACAGGAGGGCCUUGUUUGAGAAAAGGAAGCGACUCAGCGACUAUGCUUUAAUCUUUGGGAUGUUUGGGAUCGUUGUUAUGGUUAUAGAGACUGAACUCUCAUGGGGAGCUUAUGGAAAGGAAUCCCUGUAUUCUUUAGCUCUAAAAUGCCUGAUAAGCCUUUCUACAAUCAUUCUCCUGGGGCUGAUUAUUAUAUACCAUGCAAGAGAGAUACAGCUAUUCAUGGUGGACAACGCAGCUGAUGACUGGAGGAUAGCCAUGACAUAUGAGCGCAUCUUCUUCAUCUGCCUGGAGAUCCUGGUGUGCGCCAUACACCCAAUCCCAGGGAACUACACCUUCACCUGGACAGCACGCUUAGCCUACUCCUACGUCCCAUCCAAAACGGAUGCAGAUGUGGACAUCAUUCUGUCCAUCCCCAUGUUCCUUCGGCUGUACCUCAUCGCUCGAGUCAUGCUGCUGCACAGCAAGCUCUUCACUGAUGCUUCGUCCCGCAGCAUUGGUGCACUCAACAAGAUUAACUUUAACACUCGCUUUGUGAUGAAGACCCUCAUGACUAUCUGUCCUGGCACUGUGCUGCUGGUCUUCACCAUCUCGCUAUGGAUCAUCGCUGCAUGGACAGUGAGAGCUUGUGAGAGGUAUCAUGACAACCAGGACAUAACCAGCAACUUUCUUGGAGCCAUGUGGUUGAUCUCAAUCACAUUUUUAACCAUUGGAUAUGGAGAUAUGGUUCCACACACAUACUGUGGGAAAGGAGUCUGCCUCCUGACUGGCAUUAUGGGUGCUGGCUGCACUGCCUUGGUGGUGGCUGUGGUAGCGAAGAAACUGGAAUUAACCAAAGCUGAAAAACAUGUCCACAAUUUUAUGAUGGACACCCAGCUAACAAAAAGAGUGAAAAACACAGCUGCGAAUGUUCUCAGGGAGACGUGGCUCAUCUACAAGAACACCAAACUGGUGAGGAAGAUGGACCAUGCUAGAGUCAGGAAGCACCAGAGGAAAUUUCUUCAAGCCAUUCACCAAGCUCGAAAAUUGAGAAGUGUUAAAAUGGAGCAACGCAAGCUGAAUGACCAAGCAAACUCACUAGUGGACCUUGCUAAGACUCAGAACAUCAUGUAUGACAUGGUGUCAGACUUAAAUGAGAGAGGCGAGGACAUGGAGAAGAGGAUUGCCCUGCUGGAGACAAAGCUGGAGACACUACUGAGUAACUUGCAAGCUCUGCCUGGACUCAUCAGCCAGGUCAUCAGCCAGCAGCACAGGGACUUCCUGGAGGUGCAACUCCAACCUUAUGACAAACACAGCCCUGAGCGCUCACAAUCAGUGUCACGAAGGAGGUCGUCUUCCACAGCGCCGCCCACAUCCUCAGAGAGCAGCUAGAGUCCAAGGGGAAUGCCUCCACUGAAGACUUUUGCCAUCAUAUGGCCAAGUUGCAUUUAUCGUAAAGCCUUAUGGUUUUAAUAAGUAUUAUCCAAAUUCUGAUGACAGAAUCUGAGUUACCGGGGACACUACAUUUCAACGGAUAACUUCAUGGUGUUAUUGUUUCUUUAUUUUUUUCUUUUUUUUAAUUACCUCAAAGGAUGAAGUUAUCCUUGCUCUGGUGACAAGCCCAGAAAUAAUGGCUCUUCCCUCAGUAAAAGCUAAAAAGGCCUAUAAAUGAGGCUCUUCUUCAUCUCUAUGCAGAGGUAGCCAGUUCUAGGUGACAAGGUCACCAGCUGUGACGCUAUUGCACUAAAAUAGUGCUUCUCACAGACUUUGUGCUUCCGCUGGCUUGAUUCAGUUGCCGCGUUCCUCAACGCAAACUGAGAAACCACUGAGAAAUCAGUCAGGGAACAUGUCAAUGAUAUUGAGGAAAAGCGCUGUGUUUGAUGACCUGCAAUUAAAUGACAUCAGAAGGCAGAUCAGAAGGAAAAUUGCUCCAACACACUGUCACUCAGAGAUAAUUUAAAAAGCUUGAAAUGAGGAAAAAAAUACAUGUAUCUAUUAGGUUAGAAACAACAUCAACUAUAGCAGUUUUAUUUUGCAGAAUGCCCCUGUUGGAUGACUAUUUUUACAGGGGGGGAGGCAACAAUGCAAAUUAUUUAUUCCUCAAAGUCAAAAUGAAUGCAUCAAAACCUGUACUUGCACUUACUUUUAAAUCAAUGCACUUCAAUACUGACUGACAUAUGAUAUAAAGAUGUGUUACUCAUUAAAAGAAGAACAUGUAAGAUGUUUUGGGCAUGGGUUUGUUAUUGUCAAUCUCAAGUAGUGGCUGACUGGCGUUGAUAAAUCAGGUCAAAGCCCCUUUUUCUUUUUCUCAUAAAGAUGCAUUUACAUAGACCUAUACAGAGGUCUAUAGAAAUGCAUUAAAUUCAGUAAUUACCCUCGUAUCUUGCUGUGUCUCACCUCCUGCUCUCCUGUGCUAUGUAUGCUUGCUGUCAACCCAGCUGAGCAACAACAAAUGCUGAUCAACAACUGUAAACUGUAUCUAUCUUUUGAAAAAAAAAAGAAAAGAAAAUGCCUAUUUUUGUAUAUUUUCAUGAGGACAAGCACACCUCUUACAAGUAAACAAACAAUAGUGAGUAGGGAAAGAUUCAGCAUAUCUAGCGUAUGAUUUCAGAUAUCUUGAACUGAAGCUAAGGAACAUAGGUUGUCAAUGAAGUUCCUUCCUGAUCAUAUAGUGAUUUGAAAACUUCUACCCUUUAGGCAUUAAUAUUCAGUGUAUGAUCAAAGUUGUUAUGGCAACCUGUUGGAGGUUCAGAAAGAAUAGCAUGGAUCAGAGGAAAUCUGGUGGUCAGUCAUCAAAUCUGCAGCAAUGAUCUUGUUCAAACAGCUCAUCCACUAUUAAUAAAACAACCAGAAGGUAACCAGAAUGGCAGAUAUUCAGUCCACAGACUUUAGUAAAAUAGAAACCAAUGAAAGAUUAUAAUGUAUGCGACUUAAAUGAUAAA
This is a messenger RNA of Melanotaenia boesemani (Boeseman's rainbowfish), 3638 nucleotides long. It is a transcript of the gene kcnn2, whose product is annotated as potassium calcium-activated channel subfamily N member 2. NCBI's taxonomy places the organism in Eukaryota, Metazoa, Chordata, Actinopteri, Atheriniformes, Melanotaeniidae. Gene Ontology annotation, cellular component: neuron projection; plasma membrane; neuronal cell body. The record is from RefSeq and is a predicted model, not a curated record. Gene Ontology annotation, biological process: potassium ion transmembrane transport. The transcript is spliced from 9 exons. The coding region runs from base 70 to 2088 and encodes 672 amino acids. Gene Ontology annotation, molecular function: small conductance calcium-activated potassium channel activity; calmodulin binding.